CGUGACGCGCUUCCUUCCGGCGUCUCGAGCCGCAUCACGUCACGGUGCAACAGCCAGACCCACCGAGGAGAGGGAAGGCUGUGUCUCGGCGUCGUCUGGUUCCCGUAUUCCAACUCAGGCUUUUACAUUUGACCAAACAUGUCUUUGUAUCCAUCCCUAGAAGACCUUAAAGUAGACAAGGUGAUCCAGGCUCAAUCUUCCUAUGUGGCGAAUUCUGGAAAUCUCGCAAUCUUAUCUGAAACUGCAACUUCUGAACAGUCAGAUGGAGAGCUUUAUCCCCGUCUGUAUCCUGAAUUGUCGCAGUAUAUGGGGCUUGAUCUGAAUAAUGAAGAGAUACAAAAGAAUAUGAGCCUGGUUGUAGCUUCUGAUCAAACUGUUGCCAGACCAUCCAGUCUCAAUAACAUGGUGGCACCAGUGACUGGAAAUGACGUGGGCCUCCAGAGAGCAGAAGUAAAGAAAGGUAUUCGGGAAAUAAUACUCUGCAAAGAUCAAGAUGGCAAGAUUGGCAUUCGCCUUAAAUCAAUUGACAAUGGUAUCUUUGUUCAACUUGUACAGGCCAAUUCUCCAGCUUCUUUGGCUGGCUUACGGUUUGGUGACCAGGUUCUGCAGAUAAAUGGUGAUAAUUGUGCAGGUUGGAGCAGUGACAAGAGUCAUAAAGUGCUGAAACAAGCUUCUGAUCAAAAGAUUAGUCUCAUUGUCCGUGACAGGCCUUUCGAACGGACCAUUACUAUGCACAAAGACAGCACAGGACAUGUUGGCUUCAUUUUCAAGAAUGGAAAAAUUACCUCAAUUGUAAAAGACAGCUCAGCAGCCAGAAAUGGACUCCUAACUGACCAUAACAUUUGUGAGGUUAAUGGGCAGAACAUCAUUGGCUUGAAGGAUCCGCAAAUCGCUGAUAUUCUAGCAACAGCAGGGAAUGUAAUUACCAUUACCAUCAUGCCGUCAUAUAUUCAUGAACAUAUGAUGAAGAGGAUGGCCUCAAGCAUCGUUAAGUCCCUAAUGGAUCAUGGUAUUCCUGAGGUGUGAAGUGAUGGUUUCGUGUUGAUUUAUGACGACUUAAUGUUUCGGCUUCUAGGUGACCCAACUCUAGUUAAAACAGUAACCCAGCUUACAAUAAGAUUUAACUUGUGCUGCCUAACUGUAUAGUUAAAGUAAUAUACAAAUUAUGGGCUGUUAUUUACUCUGCUACCUGUUUGCAAAGAAUUGACAGACUGCCUCUGAUCAUACCUUUUUAUACACUUCAUGGUUCCAUAUCCUUUUGAUUUAUAUAUGGUGUGGAAUUAUAAUUUGACAGUAUUUGACCAGAGAAAUUGUGAUUCCUCAAAUGAAGAGUUAUGUUUGUAGCAUUAUUAGUGUAUAUGUGUUAGUCUAUUACUAUCAUUGUCCUUUAUUCACUGUAAAAAUGCAGUUAAUUUGAUGAAUAAAUAAAAUAUCGAACACA
This is a messenger RNA of Leucoraja erinaceus (little skate), 1441 nucleotides long. RefSeq names its product syndecan binding protein (syntenin) (gene sdcbp). Gene Ontology annotation, cellular component: cytoplasm; plasma membrane. The transcript is spliced from 9 exons. The record is from RefSeq and is a predicted model, not a curated record. Gene Ontology annotation, molecular function: protein binding. Lineage: Eukaryota; Metazoa; Chordata; Chondrichthyes; Rajiformes; Rajidae. Bases 139 to 1026 code for a protein of 295 amino acids.